Molecule: messenger RNA, 2992 nt
Organism: Hippoglossus stenolepis (Pacific halibut)
Lineage: Eukaryota; Metazoa; Chordata; Actinopteri; Pleuronectiformes; Pleuronectidae
Product: myocyte-specific enhancer factor 2A
Exons: 10
Coding region: 486-1880 (464 amino acids)
Biological process (GO): cell differentiation; positive regulation of transcription by RNA polymerase II; heart development
Molecular function (GO): RNA polymerase II cis-regulatory region sequence-specific DNA binding; protein dimerization activity; histone deacetylase binding
Source: RefSeq, a predicted model, not a curated record
AUCUAGGGAGGGUUAGGAUAAAGCCUGGCUUCGCCCCACUCUCUGCCUCCUCCCAGAUCAGAUGAGAUUAGGCAAGAGCUAAGGAGCUCUGGGGUAAGGCAGGGCUGAGAGACACUGAGGCUGAGGAGGGACACAGCGAGGCAGGUGGGCUCCCCUGCAAGAGGAGAAAGCUGGAGAGAGGAGGCGAGUUCACUCUCAAGACUUCAGGAUCAAACAUGCUGGUGCACAUGAAAGAGUAUUGCUGUGGAGCAAGAUAGACAAGGUGCACCUUCAAGGAGAUGCACUAGAUUGAUGACUGAAUUUUUGGAUUCCAGAGAAGACUGGGUUUGUUCGAUUGUGGUUGGGAAUCUGCAAGCCAUGCCAAGCUGUUCCUGGAGUGACAGAGCUGACAGAGAGACUAUAUGUUGACGAGUGUCUGUUGAACCCUUCACUACCUGGAGCUUACUGAUAUUCUGCUUCAGCUUUUACCGGGAGGUGUUUGGAAAAUGGGGAGGAGGAAGAUCCAGAUCACACGGAUCGUGGAUGAGAGGAACCGACAGGUGACUUUCAUGAAGAGGAAGUUUGGUCUGAUGAAGAAGGCCUAUGAGCUGAGCGUUCUGUGUGACUGUGAAAUCGCCCUCAUCAUCUUCAACAGCUCCAACAAGCUGUUUCAGUACGCCAGCACCGACAUGGACAAAGUCCUACUGAAAUACACCGAGUACAACGAACCACACGAGAGCAGAACCAACUCUGACAUUGUAGAGGCCCUGAACAAGAAGGAGCACAGAGGCUGUGACAGCCCUGACAAUGAUGCCUCCUACGUCCUCACCCCCAGCACUGAGGAGAAAUACAAGAAGAUUAAUGAGGAAUUUGACCACAUGAUGAAGAGUCAUAAAAUUACCACAGUCCAUCCACAGCAGAACUUCAUGCAUGUAGCACCAGGCAACAUGUCAUACAGCCCUGUUGCAGGAGGAGGAGGAGGAGGAGGUGUGACUUCUCAGGCGCUCGCUGCAGCCACAGCAGCUCUGGCUGACAGUGGGAUCCUCUCCUCACAUCACUCACACCUCCACAGAAAUUCUCCACAGAGACCCCCCAGCACUGGGAACACAGGUGGCCUGCAGGGCAGCUCUGAUCUGGUUCUGCAGAAUGGAUCUGGGCCAGUUGUGAAUGGUUAUCUGGGCUCACCUGGUGGAGGCAGUUUGGGGAAGAUCAUACAACCCAAAUCUCCUCCUCUCCCACCUCCUGGGAACAACCUGGUCCUCGGCAGCCGUAAGACUGAUCUGCGAGUGGUCAUACCCCAGUCCAAAGGAAUGAUGCAAACACUGAGCAACCAGAGGCUGAGCAGCAGUCAGUCCAACCAGCCUCUGUCCACCCCAGUGGUCUCCAUCACCACACCCAGUCUGCCUCACCAGAAUCUGGUCUACUCCGGCAUCAGCUCUCCCUACAACAAUGAUUACUCCAUGAACAGUGCAGAGCUGUCAGGCUUCAGCUCCCCUGCAGGCCUGUCUGUGGGCUCCAUGACAGCGUGGCAGCAACACCAGCUGGGAUCACUGGGGCCGGGGAGCUCCAGUCUCUCCAUCAACACCAACCACAACCUCAACAUCAAAGCCGAGCCCAUCUCCCCACCCCGCGACCACCUCAACCACUCUGUGUACGUGACCCAGGCUCACGGCCCUCCUCAUCCUCACUCCUCCAGCUCUUCAUCUGCCCGAGCAGAGUUGGGGAGGUCUCCUGCAGACAGUGUCUGCUCCUCCUGCAGCUCCCACGAGGGCGGCAGCGACAGGGAGGAGCAGCAGCAGCACCAGCAGCGGCCGGACUUCCACUUGCUCCCUGUGAGCCUGUCAGAGGGCGGCGAGAGUCCGACGGUCAAACGAAUGCGAAUGGACAGCUGGGUGACAUAGACCCUGCAGUCUCAUGGCCACACGACAUCAGGGCAAACACAGGAAGGACACUGUUAUGCAAAUUAAAUGUAGAUUUUAUUGACGUGUUCUGUUGUUUUUCAUUAAGUUAUCUCUGUUUUGUUUUGAUGAUCAGAUUUUUGAGAAGGAUGAUAUUAUUAAUCUGUCAGAAUUUUCCGAUCAAUUAAUUCUUCUGUGGAACUUACAUAGACAUACACAUAAUAUGCCAUCCUUUGAAUUGUGUAUGUCUGAAAGUGUGGGUCCAAUUGCAGUACAAUCGGUCAUUUUUUAUCCAGUGGGAUGCAUCACAAUAGCGUUGUCUGUCAGUUUGUUCAUGUUUUGGGUUGGAAAGCAUUGAAGUGCUUCUGGGUGUCACCCGAUUCAUUUCUGAUCUUCUCAGGGUUUGAGACAUUGAGUCCAGCAUGAAAGCAAUACUCCGUCCACAUCGUCAUCCCUGUAACUUCUCUUCACACAAACACUUAUUUAUAUCAGCCAAAGCAGUAUGCUGCUUUUUCUAAAUGUCGUUUGUAAGUGUUUUUAUAUUGUGCACAGAAAAAGACAAUGUUACAGUCAGAUUUCCAACUGAAAGCCAUGGACACUUUUUCUGUGUGUACUACAGAAAUAUGUCUUUAUGUUUUGUAUAUAGCAUCUUUAAUAUAUAUCACUUUUUGUUGUAACUGUAUAUUGUUAAUUUGUCUGUCGUAUUUGCCUGGUUAAAAUAUGACACCUCCACCAGAUUUACAGAAAGUAUAUUUUUGUGGUUAAUUUCCAUUUUCUCAAGGCAUCGUCCUUUCCUCUCUCAUCAGGUCUCUGUUGGAUAAAUCUCUCCAAAAUAUAGUGUGAAGCUAAAUGCUCUCUAGAAAACAUAUUUUAAUGGAUUAAAUAAGUCUUGCUCCUCAGAGAUUGUGCCACACGAUAAACAAACCAGGAUGAGAACAAGAUAAGAUAAAAACUCAGUCACGGGCCUGUUGUCUAAAUGUGGCCAGACUGAUGAGGUGAUAGCAUGAGAUCACAUUCAUUUUUUUUAAUGUUUUAUGAAUUGCAGAAAAAACAUGUGUUAAGGUAACCAUGACUAUACUAUAGAGAAAUAAACAGCAGGCACCUUGAAAACAGGA